AUUUAAUGGAAAAAUUUAGAGCAUAUGCUGAUUCACAUACAGGAAUCAAUCUCUUUGUGCCAGCUUUUGUUAAUUAAAAAAUAUCCCCCCUCAUCCUUUUGCUCCACAUAGUAAUGUUAUGUUAUUAUAUUAUUUAGAUCCUUGGAUCCUUAUUAAUUUUGAUUAGAAUUCCUCUGUUGUUAAUUUUGAUAUUAUUACUAUAAAUAUUGAAUGCUUUGAAAGUAGAAUCCCUAAAUUAAUUGAUUGGUAAAUUGAUGUUGUUUACUUGUGGAUUUGUUAACAUUGAAAAUUAGAUUCCAAUUCAAGAUAAGGGUGGAUAACUCAUUUUAUCAAAUCAUUCUAGCCCAAUAGAUUGGAUAUAUUUCUUAGCUUAAUCAUCACCAAACUUCGCAACUUUUGUAGAAUAAGGCGAUGAAAUCAGAUAUCAAUUACUAUCCUUAAAUUAAGUGCUUAAGAAUUUGUUUUCAAUUACUACUGCCUAAACAGGAACUGGAUUAUACUUAAAUUAAGUGAUAUUUUAAGAUAGACCAACUUUAUUGUUCUUUGAAGUAUUUUAAUUAAUAUUCACAUAUUUAUAGGGAUGUUAGACCAAUCAAUUGGGAGUGUUAUCACCACCAAGAUAAAUGAUUACUGAAAUACAGAAAAUGGGAUAACCUAUUGUAAUUGAUAUUCUUAUCGUAGAACAUUUAUGUGUUAACUUAUCCAGACAAAUCUGUUUUUACUCCUAUUAAUACUACAAGGAAUGGAUUAUGGCAUUUUGUAUUGUUGUUAACAAAUAUUUGGAAUGAUUUGAGAGUUGUUAGCCAAGAAUUCGACACCUCCAAGGACUAUUAGAAACUCAUAAGUAAUUUCUAUGAAUGCGAAGGGUUGAAAAUAGUAUCUUAUAUAAUUAUUUAAUUAAUAGAUCCAUUAAAAAUACACAGUAUAAACAGAAUUCUUGAAUUAUUAUUGGAGAACUUCCAGUGGAAAUUAUAUUAAAUUAGAUUGAUUAUGC
Paramecium octaurelia is the source of this 994-nucleotide messenger RNA. The record is from the annotation of a GenBank genome assembly. NCBI's taxonomy places the organism in Eukaryota, Ciliophora, Oligohymenophorea, Peniculida, Parameciidae.